Scatophagus argus is the source of this 6742-nucleotide messenger RNA. It is a transcript of the gene rnf217, whose product is annotated as ring finger protein 217. The transcript is spliced from 7 exons. Gene Ontology annotation, cellular component: ubiquitin ligase complex; cytoplasm. NCBI's taxonomy places the organism in Eukaryota, Metazoa, Chordata, Actinopteri, Scatophagidae. Gene Ontology annotation, biological process: protein polyubiquitination; ubiquitin-dependent protein catabolic process; positive regulation of proteasomal ubiquitin-dependent protein catabolic process. The record is from RefSeq and is a predicted model, not a curated record. Gene Ontology annotation, molecular function: ubiquitin protein ligase activity; ubiquitin conjugating enzyme binding; zinc ion binding. The coding region runs from base 153 to 1868 and encodes 571 amino acids.
UAGGCUUCCCAUCGGCCUAUCGCUGCUCUGCUUUACACGCUGACGACGAGACCCGGAAGCACCGAGCCGUCUGCUUUGUUUUGUUUUGGUAGUAGGGAGUUGGGGAAGAGGCACACAGGCAGAGGUCCGUGCGGGAGAAGGCCGCUCACUAAAUGGGGAGAGCCAUAUCGGGAAUGGAAGAUGACGGACCGAUAGCUGACGCUUGUAAAAUGCCAAGUUUUAUCAGCACUUUCGAAGAGGGAAAGGUGAAAUUGUCCCGCAACCUGCCGACAGAAACUUCCUUCACAGACAGCAAAGUUGAGCGGUCGGUCCGAGAUUUGAGCUGUCCUGUCACCAGAUCAAACUCGCGCUUGUCCCUGGACGGAGGUGAGAGGGAGUCAGAGGAAAGGAGCGGCGAGGAGGAGAAGGAUGCGGGGGGCAACAACAACAACAACUGCAACGGCGGAGGAGGCGAGAGGAGGAGGGCGAGCGCUGUCGAGAUUUUGAGGAGGAAUCUCGGGGUUUCAAAGUCUCCCUCUCUCCGUCUCAACACGAACAGUCGGAUGCAGUGCGGCGCCGAGCAUGAAAGCCACGACGGAAACGAUAAUAACGACCCUACAGACGUUUAUGGGAGUGAAUGUGGCGACUGUAAAAAGUCGGAGCGUGAGACGGGCGAGGCGGGUACUGAAAACGAGCCAACCGCGAGCGACUUGACGACUUCUAAUGCACUAGGAGUUGAAUUUGUGACCGUUACAGGCCAGUGCCAUCAUAAAGGCCACAGUGACGGCAGUGUGCUCACUGUAACCGAGUCUUUCAACACUAAACAACACGUCUACUGCACUGUUUACUGCAUCGCCAACGACACUCAUGGAAAAGAAAUUGCAGACGAUGAAACGGCCACGUCUGACGCAACGGAUAUGGACAAGGAGACGGGGCAGGAAGCCGGUUCGAGUCCCGAACCGGCACUGUACACAUUGGACGAUCUGGUAGAUCCUUUCGGGGAUAUUGCUCACUCGCUGUCCGCUGUACAGGCCGAUGGAGAGGUGCAGAGUUGCCGUGUGUGCCUGGAAGGGAAAUCCAUCGCUCCCCUGCCCUGCUGCAGGAAGGCCGUGUGUGAUGAGUGUCUGAAAAUCUACGUCAGCUCCCAGGUGCGAAUAGGCAAACCUUACGUCAGCUGUCCGAUCCCAGAGUGCAGUGGCUACCUAGAGGAGGGAGUGGUGAUUUCUCAUCUAGCCAAUGAAGAUGUGGCCAAAUAUCAUUACUUUUUGGAGCUUAGUCAACUGGACUCGAGCACCAAACCCUGUCCCCAGUGCAGUCAGUUCACCUCUCUGAAGGAGCACAACCCCAACCGCUCAGAGCACAAGUACAAGAUCCAGUGCAUUAAUUGCCAGUUUGUGUGGUGCUUUAAAUGCCACGCCCCGUGGCAUAAUGGGCUCAAAUGUCGUGACUACAGGAAAGGAGACAAGCUCCUACGAACCUGGGCUAGCGUCAUAGAGCAUGGGCAAAGAAAUGCCCAGAAAUGUCCACAGUGCAAGAUCCACAUCCAGCGAACAGAGGGAUGUGACCAUAUGACAUGUACACAGUGUAACACUAACUUUUGUUACCGCUGUGGAGAUCGCUACAGACACCUAAGGUUUUUUGGAGACCACACAUCCAACCUCAGCGUGUUUGGAUGCAAGUAUCGCUAUCUUCCAGAUAAACCUCAUUUAAGACGGCUGAUUAGAGGGUCUGUCUGUGCCACUAAGGUGCUGAUUGCCCCAGUGGUCAUUUUGCUCGUCGUGGUGCUUGGAGCCCUCGCACUGGUGAUAGGUUUGGUAGUUUUCCCAGUGUACUAUGUGUGCAAGAGGAGGAAGAAGCAGCGCGGACAGGGCUCCGGACGGUGGAUCUGACACCUCCCCUGCACUUAAUCCACACACACACACACAAACGCACACACACAGCUUGAACGACAACGCCCACAUCUCCUCAGGGAUGAACACGCCAGCCUGAGUCAUCGCAAAAUUCGGAGAGGAACAUCGAGAAAUUAUCAGUUGUAAUUAGGGAAGUACACGAAUAACACACGUCAUCACGUUGAGAAUAUUUACUGCUGCAAAAGGAAUGCUUUGUCAGAAUACUGGAUAUUUGAGCAGGAUAAAAAACCUCACAAAUCUAAGUUGACUUCUAGAGCAACCACUGUCUAGUUAAGUGUUUGAAUCCUUGUUUUACUCAGAGAACAAGCCAACUAAUGUUCCCGGACACGUUACAGGAAGUUUCGGCAGUGAAUCUUCGCAUCCCACACCUCUGUCACACAUUUAACGACAGCUGUCUUUCAGGAGAGCAAACACAGCUAAUAGAUGGAUGCAGAUUUGUUUGCAGCAACACGUGUGAAUGUGUUAGUUGGAGGCUGUUCAUCUGCCUGAUGUGAUGGCAUACUGUGGUGGAUGGAAGGUUUGAAACUGUGCUGGAUACCAGAAAUCACAAACACAGUCUGCUAGAAGAGCAUGAAGAGAAGACAGGAGGAGCUCACAGAUGAAUAACAUGUGUAACUAUGUGGAAAUUUUAUCUCUUUAUUAAGCUUUUUGCAAAAGCUACUUCAGUCAUUUGUUCUACAGUUGUCAAGUGCAAGAUGGAAACUGAAUUUUGAACAAGCUGAAAAAAUGAGUUCUGCAACAAAGCUGAACGUUGAACUUGUUCGUCUUUCCCUGCUGGAAACUUAAUUUCCACUGGAUACUGAAAUUUCGUACAGGAUUUUGAGUGUUUGACAGGGGCAUACUCUUAAAAUUCAACAUGAGAAGACUGAACUGGGAGGGAUGAAAGGAUAAUACUUAACUCUUAACUCUUUGAUAACCUUCAUGCUGCCUGAUCUUGAUGUUUGCUAUACGGUUUGAAAGUUGGGUGGUGUGUCCUCACCCUAAGUGACACCUACUCUUAAAGGCUGCUCCUGCUGGCAAACACAUAUUCAGCCCACUGACACCUAAAUGAAAUAUUGUCCUUCCUUCCUUUCCUUUGGUCCCUCCUCACUGGCUGGCUGGCUGGCUGGUGGCUCACACGCCCUCCCUGCCAGGCUGGUGGUACCUGCUGUGCUCACAUAAUGUGUGUGCCAGUGUCUGCAUCAUUAAGGUAAAAAAAGCUGCUGUGCAGCAGUUGUGCCAAAACAAAUCGCUGAAUGUGGCAGGACAGACUUGUCCCUUUGUUAGAGUUUAUUUAAGUUGUUCUUAAGGGUUGCCUGUUGCAGCAAUUUGGAUAGCUAUGCUGUGUUGUGGAGAGGAAUCUGCAUAAUUAACUUAAGAGGCUCUGUCAGGUUACACAAGUUGUUGUAGGUGGACUUCUCCAAAGAAAUGACUGAACAUGCUAUUGCAAAUGGUACCUGUAUAUAAGCAGACGUACGAUUUGCCUCUUUAUGUCGUCUGGGUGGUGGAUUGCUUGAAAGUCAAACGGGGUGUUAGAUGUUUUAAAGAAAUGAGUUCAGAGGUCAUCAUCAGUUUGCUGUGCACUGACUGUGUGGUAGAUCGGUGUGGUAGAUUUUAAGAAUCGAGGCAGAGACUUUGGUUUUUGUCUCAGAUGUUUGGAGUGAUGAGAGGACGUCUGCCUGCUUGACAGUUUGGAUAGUGACAUACUGCUGUUUACCUUACGCAUACACCUUCUUAGCUCAUUCACACUGGCACACACUACAAAAAAAGCACACGCAUGGAGCACUACCAGGAAACAGGAGAUUUAAAAGAGCUUUAAAGGUUGUCACCGGGCAGCAGCCAGCUUGUUGUCCUUUGCUUAUCCCUCUGUCCUCUCCUCCAUGCUGUCAUUCCUUAGUUGUGAAAAUGGACACAGGUCUACUGGAGCUCCCUAACAUAAUGCUUUUGAGAAAUGUGCAAAUACCACAGAGCUGCCUGUAGCGCACGCUGCUGUCAAGUUAAAAUGAUUUGAACACUGGCCACAGACUUGGUGACUGGUCACAUCACCUAAUGGAGGGACCUGGUUUUUGUUUUUAUUGCAGUAUGAACACAUGUUAAUAGAGAGACUUGAGGAAAAGAAGCAAAAGGCUAUGGAUUAGCACAAUAUAUCUGCACAUAAGAGAUGCUGCGGUGAGAAAAAGAUGGUAUCCUGAGUGUUACAGCACGUUUCAUCAUGGAAUCUUCACUAAAACCAGGAUUUAAGGCAUGAAGGAGAAGCAAAGUUGAUGUUGGUGAAUGUUGGACAUUUUGCAGUGCAAUGCCAUGAGCUUGGCUUUUGUCCCAGGGAUCUGAAACAUUUUCUACAUCUGGGAGUUACUAAAUAGCAAUGUUUCCUAAAGGGCACAGAAAAUAUAAUGUUACACACUGCUUUCAGUAGGUCCUAACUCUGGGUUUGAAUCCUCUCUCAGGGAGUUUGUUUUCUGUUCACUGUACCCAGAGCCCUCCAUGGACAUGAGCUGUGUCACAGAAACUGCACUGUACGGUCAAAAUGCUUCCUGGUGCAUUUUCCCAAGUAGACUAAAAAGGAUUAAAAUGUAGUUUCCUUGGAAUUUCUGUCUUUUCCUGGUAUAAUUUUAGCAUCUUGUAUGAUUCCAGUGAGUGUUUUUACUCACACAGUUAGUGUCCGCUGUGUUGUGAACCCACUUUCAGCAGCUGAACGUAGGACUAGAGAGGGGAAAAAUAAAAUAUGUAUUAAUGAUACAACACUGAAAAUGAAAUAUAAAAGUUAUGCGCCAAAUCAAAAACAAAACUAAACUAUCCACCUGCACCACAUGCAUGCAUGUUUUAUGUCACUGCUCAGCUAGUACUACACUGACAAACUGAAAUGCUGCAUUUUAUUAUUUGUUUGAAUGACUUGACUGACAUGUGAUGGACAUUUAAAUUGUCUUCAGCACAGCGAAGAGCAUCAGCAGAGUGAAAUUAGUUGAAUGUUCUGGGGGCUGUUGAAGGAUCAGCUCAUUGCCAGAAAUGUAACAAAUGGCAUCUUUGAUAAUUCACCAUGUAAUCUUGUUGUGAUGUUAGUUAUCAAGUAACAAAACCUAACAUUCAGUCAGACAAAGCAUGAGAUUACUCUCAGAUUUAUUUGACAGUUUUGCUGUCAGACAGGAACUGCAAAUACAAUUUUGUUCGAUGUGGUCAGAUACACUUACAAAUGUUUUCUAACAGGAAAGUGAGACUGUAGGAUUUCUUCACUUCUAUACGUGCAUCUAAGUGAAUUCUGCUUACUGAUUCAGUGUUAAGAUGCCAUAUAGAAAUCGUUGCCUCCGUCUGACAUAAACCAGGAGGCGAUCAGGUAUUUGGUCAUGUGUAUGCGUGUAUCUCUCUGCAGCUAAUCUCACAUAUUACUGGACCCAUCAGCCUGAUAUUUUUUGUGAACAUUUGUGACCGUAUGUUCAAGGAGCUCUUAAUGGUUGCAGUCCUGUUUACUGCUCACUCCUCAUGCCUCUUAACCGGCCGGCAGGGGCCGCAAGUGAUCAACGACUGCUUCAGUUUGGAAUCUUGCCUCUGCUAGGGACAACAUAAGUGGCUGCCAUAUUUUUUUUUUUCGAUUUAUACUUUGCAUUGCUGGUGGCAUGGAGCCUGCAUAUUGUCUCCCUCCCUAUUCCACUACUUUCAUACAUAUCACUGGACACACAGCCUGCACUACCUGCUCCACACCAUCAUGGCUCGCAGACACAACUGACAGAAGUCUGAACUUUAUGGAGUGCUAUUUUUAAAAAAUGUUUUUUUUAUUUUAUUCUUACAGAUUACUGACUUGAUCACUGAGAUCUGUCUAGACAUGAAGCAGCUGUUUGUGUUAAUCCUGAGUCUCAAAUUCCUCCACAUCCCUACAUUCACUUACAUGAGGUUUCUUUUUUUGGCCAAUGAUUUUUGCCUUUGCUGGAGUGUAUUGGCUGGCUGAUACCCCUGGCAGUUUUUGUGUUUGUGUUUGUAUUACAAUCCCAGUGAUAUUGUCAUGAAUAUGCAAUAGUGCCUUCACAGCCAUUGUCCAUCAGGGUUUGCCAACCUGUGGUUUGGGCCCCUCCAUGACUCCAAAGACUAAAAAGAGGAGUAAAUCUCUUACAUUAGAACAGUACAAUGUGAUUAUAUAUAUGUAAUAUGGGGCUCCUAUUGUAAAACUCUGUGUGUUACUGCAACACACAGAGCAAUGUGCAAUGCAAUCAGGCCAUCAAUUAACAAUUUGUGCUUUUCUAAAUCUGUUUGGAAUAGCUAAAGACUGAAACAAACCUCUAAAAUUGUACAAAUACCACAGUGCAGGGUUUCAGCUGUGUCCCAAAUAAUGUACUUUUGCACAAGUUAAAUUGUCACUUUAUUUCGGCUCAUACCGACCUCACUCUUUGGACUGUGUAGAUUAAAAUGAGGCAGCAGCAGAACAGUGAGCCCUGAGUAUCAUAAGGCUGAUAUGGACUAGCGUGCUCAGCACAGGAAGUGAUUAUACCAAAAAGAUGUGUCAUAUUCAACCAAUUAAAUGUCUCGUUAGGGACAAAACAUGUAAACUCAGGAGGCCUCUGGGUAUUUGUUUUGCUGUAAGUGGUGUAUUUCAGUAACAUCAGGAUUUUUCACCAUCUGGACAUGCAAACUUAAUGGAAAAACUGUAACAUUUUAUUUCUAUAUGCCACUGUGUUUUCAAGGAUAUUUCUAUUUAAAGAAAUGAAAUUUGAUUGUUGCGCUUGCUGUUUGCACCGAGGACAGAUUCCUCCACCUGCUGCCACUGUUAAAAAUGUCUGCUCAUACUAUUAUUAUUAUUAUUAUUAUUAUUAUUACUCACUUGGCCAGGCACAAACCUUAUUUCAUUUGAGGAUCUGAUGAAGAAUAAACUCAAGUGGUAUAAAUGC